AUGCCAGAGUCUCGUUCGUUAUCGGAAUUAACCAGACAAAUCGCUCCACCAACUAAGAACGGCCAUGCACCACCACCCACGGAAUCGAGAAAGAGCUAUCAAUCUGUCAAUCCUGUCCGUGUCCGGGCCGGUUUCAGCUUUGCAACCAUACUCCCCCCGGAACCCAAAGACUUUGGUUUCCCGGAAGCUGCCCGGCGGGUCAUGGGAAUAACGCCGCCGCAUCGCCAGUCGGCAUCGUUUAUGGUCGGAACUACGACGAGCGGGAAGAGGGGCGCGGGACGGACGGGCGGGGGACGGCGGGGGCAGAACCGGGAAGGCCACCCGUCGGAACCCAGCGACACACCCGUACCGAGACGCCGCGAGGACGACACGCUCCCAACACGAGGCCCACGCCGCGGACCAUACCGGGCGCGGCCGCGCCGGCGGAUGCCGCCGGGGCUCACGGGCGGGCGGGGGCCGCAGCGGGCCCACCCCCAAAGCACACGGGCAAGCGAGGCGCAACGCCGGGGAGACGGGGAAACCACCCCCGACCCCCUCGGGCGGGGUCGGAGGACCGUGAACCGGCGGGAGGGAGACCACGCCAACGGGGAGCGGCGGGAGACCGGACGGCGGCCGACCCCGGGCGAGAAGCGGAGGAUGAGGACGGGCCCAAUGCCUGACACGCGGCGGCGACGCCCUCGCGCGGACAGGUGGAGGAGGAGGGGAGGAGGUCGACGAGCGACUUUGACCCCGCGAGGGGGGAGAGAGGGGGGCCGAGCCCGCGUCGGAAGGGAGGCCGGGCCUCGGGGCAGCGAGGGGGAGAGACACCGACCGGAGCCCCCACCGCCACACCGGGACGCGCACACGGAGGACGGCGGGGCCGGACGGGCCCCCGCGCAGACGCACCCUCAGCCAACAGGCCCCACGGACCGGCGUGGGCGACAGCCACUAAAGCCUCUUUCUCCUCUACGCCUCGCGGGGCGUCUUUCCCCCCGCACACGCCUCCAAGAGACCAGGCGAGACGCGCCGCCACGGCCGCGGCGGCCGGGACGCCCUUCAAACCGCAACUUCCUCCCGCCCGCCGGGCGGCCCUUCCCCCCAGGCACCCCGCGACCGCCCCGGGACCCGUGCGCGCCCGGCUGCCCCCCCGUGAGGAGGGGCCCGGCAGCACGGCCGCGGGUCGGCCAGACGAGGAGCGAGAGAGAAAGGAACGCCGGCGGGCGGGGAGGGGGAGCGAACCGGCAGAACGAGGACCGUCGACGGCAGGGCGGGCCGCAGCGGCACCCCCCGCGGGAGACGCCUCACAAGGGACCGGGAGGCCGCUCGGGCGGCGACCGGGCACGCGAGCCAAGCCGGCGGGAAUCACACUGCACCCAACCCGGAGCAGUCCCGCCACGCCCGCGGCACCGAGCCGACCCGAAACCAACGGACAACCCCCGGGAGCCCGAGGAGACGCCAGCCGACGCGAGAGAGAACCGAGGCAGACGCCGACGCCAACCGACGAAGACCCCCGCGUGGCAGCGGGUCCCAACGUCCGACGACGCGCCGGACGCGGCCGACCGCCGGUUCCCCCAAAUAAGAAGUCCGCCCCCGAGAGCGAGGCCAACCCCGCGGUUCACGGACCCUCGAGAGCCCCGCGGAGGGGGAAGGGGGGGUAGGACGGCUCCCGCGAUCUCCACCGGCCGUGGGAACGCUGCCGUGGAAGGGGGGGACGAGGCGGCAACCGCAGACGCCCGAGAGCACGCGGCACGCACCACACGCGACACGACCUCGCCGCGAGAGUGGCCGGGACGUGGACGCGCGUGGGAGGGACGCACACGCGACGGAGGGCACGGGGGAAACGGAGGCGGGUGGGACCGGGAGCCCACCGCCGCCCUUCCAAACCCACCCGUCCCGCGACGACCCCUCGCGGUGAGGGGGGUACCGCGCACGCGGGCGUGUGCACGGCCCUUCCCCGCCACCUGCCACCAGAAACCCAAUCUCCCCCACAAGCUCCGCACAGCGGCAGGUCGACAGAGCCCCGUCCCGCGUGAUCCCUCCUCGUACUCGGAGCGGGGAGGCGCGGGUCGCGGUAGGCGAGAGAGCAAACGCUGCGCGCAGAAGGCUGAGGUCAGGGCGGGCAGCCGAGGGGACCAUCCGGGAGAAGCCCCUCGGAGAUCGUAA
Rattus norvegicus (Norway rat) is the source of this 2142-nucleotide messenger RNA. The record is from RefSeq and is a predicted model, not a curated record. Lineage: Eukaryota; Metazoa; Chordata; Mammalia; Rodentia; Muridae.